AGCCUCGCUUCACCUCAGCCGUUUGGAAAACGGAUUCACACACCGCACCGGGUGGUUGCUCGGGUCGAGCCGACAUCCCCAAGCAGGUCGCCUACGCACUUUUUGCCCAUUCUCGGCCAUAGACUCGACCCGAUGAGGUCUUAUUUCCCGGCAAAACUCACUACACAGUACAACACACCCAUGUUUACAAACGGGGAGGCGAUCCGGCGGGCUGGCUGGUGAUCGCCUGGCGCGUGUUCCCUCGCUUCCAGCCGCACUGCUCCGUACAAACGUACCUUGCUUGCGAGGCCCUGAAAGUCAGCUCGUCCUCGAAGUAACCGGUACUUCUUCCAUCGCGACCAGGCCCGUCAACGCCUAGCAGGGUUGAAGGUGCGGAAGGAUGGUUCCCUCGACGAUCUUGACUUUCCCUGCCGGGUUUGCGCAGGGGGGGGGUACCGGGAGGGGAGGAAUUCACUGCGAGGGCGGGACACCAUCGCGGGCAGGGGCCUGGACUCCGGUACCGUCUAGAACUCGCCGUCGCGCGGUGAUCGCGAUUUUCCGUUCUCCCUUGCCCGCCCGCCGGCAGGGGGACUGGCAAGCGGGGUGGGGUGGGCGGCUUUGCCGAGAACGUGGAGACCGUUGGGUUUGUGGUCAGGAACCGCCGAGAUUUGAGAUGAUCGUUUGUGGGUUUCUUCGGCUUUGCCCCAUCCAUGCCUGGUUUGGAAGCCCGAGCCGAACUUUCGCUGCUGCCUCGAUGCGAUUUACCCAUGCAUUUCUGUUAGCCAUCCCUCCCUCAACUUCGGAUUGGGGAUCAUGGGUAUGUACAGCUCGCCACAGUCAAGAGAUCGAUACACCGCCCCUGACGAUCCGACCGAUUGUCAACGAUCCCAUGAACAAGGCUCGAUUCCCUGAGGGCCGGCCAGGAGAGCCCCCGUCUAUCAACAGAGGGUUGGACCAUGAUCCCGUGACUGGACCUCACGGGUGGAAUCUUGGCUCUCAGGGACCUGAUGUUGCUGCCUCCGGCGAUGGCAUCGCGUCGUCAAGAUUACGUUCAUGCGGAGUUUGUUGGCCGCUUUGAUGGCUAAACUAAACAUUCCCGCCUAUACUCGCGCUUGGACCCCCUUACCGGGGCCGUCCGACUCGCCGUCUCGCGAAGCUGCGUGAUGGAGGGAAGAUGAAGUAAGGCCGUGGGCGAUGGGCGUCUCGGACGGUGGUCUCCUG
Molecule: messenger RNA, 1200 nt
Organism: Chaetomium fimeti
Lineage: Eukaryota; Fungi; Ascomycota; Sordariomycetes; Sordariales; Chaetomiaceae
Exons: 1
Coding region: 380-1057 (225 amino acids)
Source: RefSeq, a predicted model, not a curated record